CCUAGACUCUAGAGAAAGAAACAUUCUUCUCUCUGCAAACCCGUCUAACAAAAGGAUAAGAUGUGCACUGGCGCAAUGCUUUUAUUAAUAAGUGUGUUUCUGUUUUAUCACACAACUCCAGCUCUUCCCUCUCACAAUGGCUCGGUGCUCAUUCCUCGGACGUUCUCGGGUCACUUCAUCAUGGUGACUGAUGAACCUGUGGACUACGUUGACCUGUCUGCUGUUGAUGAUGUCAGCGGUGAUGGGGAUUCGGGCUCAGAACUGAAACCACAGUCCGUAAAAAGACACCACCAUCACCCCUCAAAACUCUAUUUUGUCUCAGAGGAAACCAAAGAGUUCCUCCAGGGUCACCUAGCAACAGCCCUCAUCCCAACCAUUUACACCCUGGUCUUCAUCAUCAGUGUGCCUCUCAACCUCGUUGCCGCAGUGAUGUUUGUUCAUCGGAUACGUCCCAGGAAGCCGGCUGUGAUCUACAUGCUGAACCUGGCCUGUUCUGACCUUCUAUUUGGUCUGCUCCUUCCCUUUAAAAUCACCUACCAUUACCACGGCAACAACUGGAUCUAUGGCUCCUUCCUGUGCCGUGCUGUCACAGCAGCAUUCCACUGCAACAUGUACUGCUCCGUGCUGCUCAUGACGUGCAUCGGUGCGGACCGCUUCCUGGCUGUGGUUUACCCCAUGAAGUCCCUGACGUGGCGCAGCCCCCAGACGGCUGCAGCUGUCUGUGCUGCCAUGUGGCUUGUGUCUCUGGGAGGAAUCUUCCCCCUUCUGAUCUCAGAUCAGACCAUCUACCUGUCAGACCUGGGAAUCACCACCUGCCACGACGUGCAGGAUGUGGAGAAGCUCCAGGCUUUCUAUCUCUACUUCUUUCCUAUCUACUCCUCUGUCUUUUUCUUCAUCCCUCUCAUCAUCACUGCUAUUUGUUACAUACGGGUCAUCCAGGCUCUGGCUGCGGCCAACGUGGACAACCGCUCCAAGAAGACCCGUGCUAUAGUGAUGACUGUGAUAGUGUUGCUUGUGUUUGUGGUCUGCUUCACUCCUACAAACGUCAUCCUGAUGGCUCACUACGUUCAGAUGUCCCACUCCUCCAACGAUUGCUCCUACAAGGCCUACCUGCUCUCCUUGUGUGUUAGCAGCAUCAGCUGCUGCCUGGAUCCGGUCCUGUACUACUACGGCUCUUCCCAGUGCCAGAAGCAGGUUACGGCUAUGCUCAGGUGUCGGAGGUUGACACGAGCAGACAGCAGCUCAGAAACACGCAGCUCAAGAACCAGUGGGUCCACCAUCAGCAGCCGGUCCAGCAAGAUGGAGAACAUUCAUGCCGGCCUGGGGAGCCAGUAUAACAGACUCAAUCUAAAGCACUGAGACACCUUUCAAACCAGAGUAGAAACCCCCGGCGUCCGUCCGUCCAUCCAUCCAUCCAUCCACUCCUGCUUAUCUGGUGUCGGGUCGUGGGUGCAGCAACCUAAGCAGGGAGGCCCAGACUUCCCUCUCCCUGGCCACUUCCUCCAGGGGAAUCCCAAGGCGUUCCCUGGCCAGCCGAGAGACAUAAUCCCUCCAGCAUGUCCUGGGUCUUCCAUUGGGUCUCCUCCUGGUUGGAUGUGCGUGGAAAACCUCAGGAGGCGUCCAGGAGGUAUCCUGACCAGAUGCUCCUCUCAAUGUGGAGGAGCAGCAGGUCUACUCCGAGCCCCUCCCAGAUGACUGAGCUUCUCACCCUAUCUAUAAGGAAGACAACAGCCACCCUGCAGAGAAACUAAUUUCGGCCGCUUGCAUCCACGAUCUUAUUCUUCCGGUCACUAAAGCUUACAGGUGAGGAUAGGAACGUGGAU
Nothobranchius furzeri (turquoise killifish) is the source of this 1823-nucleotide messenger RNA. RefSeq names its product coagulation factor II (thrombin) receptor (gene f2r). The record is from RefSeq and is a predicted model, not a curated record. Gene Ontology annotation, biological process: phospholipase C-activating G protein-coupled receptor signaling pathway; positive regulation of blood coagulation; blood coagulation. Lineage: Eukaryota; Metazoa; Chordata; Actinopteri; Cyprinodontiformes; Nothobranchiidae. Gene Ontology annotation, cellular component: plasma membrane. Gene Ontology annotation, molecular function: thrombin-activated receptor activity.